Messenger RNA from Linum tenue, 1500 nucleotides. Lineage: Eukaryota; Viridiplantae; Streptophyta; Magnoliopsida; Malpighiales; Linaceae. The record is from the annotation of a GenBank genome assembly.
AUGGAGGCCGCCGCCGCCGUCGUGGCAGAACUAGAAGGAACUCUCCUCCACGACCCCGACCCUUUCUCCUACUUCAUGCUCGUCGCCUUCGAGGCCUCCGGCCUCCUCCGCUUCCUCGCCCUCCUCCUCCUCUGGCCGCUCAUCAAGCUGCUCGAGGCCGUCGGGAUGAGAGACCUAGGGCUCAAGCUCAUGAUCUUUGUCGCCACGGUUGGCGUUAGAGUCUCCGAGAUCGAGUCCGUGGCUCGAGCCGUGCUUCCCAAAUUCUACAUGGACGACGUCGACAUGGGAGCAUGGAGAGUGUUCAGCUCUCGUGAAAAACGGGUGGUCGUCACUAAGAUGCCCAAGCUCAUGGUGGAGAGGUUCGUCAAGGAUCACUUGAGUGCCCAUGAAGUUAUCGGGGCCGAGCUCGUUGUGAACCGGUUCGGUUAUGCGACCGGUUUGGUCAAUGAUGGUGGCGAUCUCGACGUGUUCAUUUUGAGUCAGGUUGAUAAACUGUUUGACCAUGAUGAUGACGAGUUGCCCGGUUUAGGGCUCGGGAGGCGAACCGGUUCAGGCUCCAGCUUCUUGUCACUUUGCAAGGAAGAAAUGCACCCACCAUUCACGUUCAACGAGGACCUUCAAAAUGAACAGCUGGUACGACCACUCCCGGUGAUCUUCCACGACGGCCGCCUCGUGAAGCGGCCGACGGCGGCCACGGCCCUCCUCAUCAUCCUAUGGAUGCCACUUGGCAUCGUCCUAGCCGUCGUCCGGAUGACGGUGGGGACCAUGCUUCCCUUCUGGGCCAAACCCUACAUGUCCCGCAUACUCGGCGGCCAAGUUAUCGUCAAAGGGAAGCCACCUCCGCCGCCAGCCCACGGCAGCCGGAGCGGGGUCCUCUUCGUGUGCACCCACCGCACCCUCAUGGACCCCGUGGUCCUCGCCACCGUCCUCCGCCGCCGCAUCCCGGCCGUGACCUACUCCAUCUCGCGGCUCACCGAGAUUUUGUCCCCGAUCCCGACCGUCCGCCUCACGAGAAUUCGCGAGGUGGACGCCGAGAAAAUCAAGCGCGAGCUGGGCCAGGGAGAUCUCGUGGUCUGCCCCGAGGGAACCACGUGUAGGGAGCCGUUCCUCCUCCGGUUCAGCGCGCUUUUCGCGGAGCUGACGGAUCGGAUCGUGCCCGUGGCGAUGAACUACCGGGUCGGGUUCUUCCACGCCACGACGGCGAGAGGGUGGAAGGGUUUGGACCCGAUAUUCUUUUUUAUGAACCCGAGGCCCGUCUACGAGGUGACUUUCUUGAACCAGCUGCCCGCCGAGGCCACGUGUUCGUCAGGGAAGAGCCCGCAUGACGUGGCGAAUUACGUGCAGAGGAUUUUGGCGGCGACGUUGGGGUUCGAGUGCACCAACUUUACGAGGAAGGAUAAGUAUCGGGUUCUGGCGGGGAAUGAUGGGACGGUGUCGUAUAUGUCGAUUGUGGAUCAGGCCAAGAAGGUUGUCAGCGCCUUCACCCCAUUUUUCCAUUAG